AUGUCGACCGGCACCGUCACGGUCACAGAGACCCGAGCACAGCCCAUGACGGCUGAUGCCAUCCUCCGCCUCUUCCCCGACAUUGACACCAGCUCCGAGGCACUUUCCGGUCACGAUGAGGAGCAGAUUCGACUAAUGGACGAGGUGUGCAUUGUCCUCGAUGACAAUGACAUGCCUGUUGGCAAGGCCAGCAAAAAGCUCUGCCACUUAAUGUCCAACAUUGACAAGGGGCUUCUGCACCGCGCCUUUUCGGUAUUCCUGUUCAACGACAAGAACGAGCUCCUCCUGCAGCAACGUGCGUCCGAAAAGAUCACCUUCCCCGACAUGUGGACCAACACCUGCUGCUCGCAUCCGCUGGCCGUCUCUGGCGAGACUGGCUCCAAUCUCCCUGAUGCUAUAGAGGGUGUGAAGCGCGCGGCUCAGCGAAAACUGGAGCAUGAGCUGGGCAUCAAGAAGGAGCAGGUUCCUAUCGAAAAGUUCCAUUUCCUUACCCGAAUUCAUUACAAGGCUCCCAGUGAUGGAAAGUGGGGAGAGCAUGAAAUUGACUACAUCCUGUUCAUCAAGACGCAUGUCGAUCUCAACAUCAACCCCAACGAAGUCCAGGCCACACAGUACGUAGGCGCCGAUAACCUGAAGAAGCUGUUCGAGGACCCGUCGUUGAAGUUCACUCCUUGGUUCAAGCUCAUCUGCAACUCCAUGCUGUUUGAGUGGUGGGAGAGCCUCGACUCUGGUCUGGAGAAGUAUACCAAUGAGCAGCAAAUCCGACGCAUGUAA
This is a messenger RNA of Pochonia chlamydosporia 170, 774 nucleotides long. RefSeq names its product Isopentenyl-diphosphate delta-isomerase, type 1. Gene Ontology annotation, biological process: isopentenyl diphosphate biosynthetic process; isoprenoid biosynthetic process. Bases 1 to 774 code for a protein of 257 amino acids. NCBI's taxonomy places the organism in Eukaryota, Fungi, Ascomycota, Sordariomycetes, Hypocreales, Clavicipitaceae. Gene Ontology annotation, cellular component: cytoplasm. The record is from RefSeq and is a predicted model, not a curated record. The transcript has 3 exons. Gene Ontology annotation, molecular function: isopentenyl-diphosphate delta-isomerase activity.